UCAUGAGCAUUUUUUUAUUAGAUUGCAUAUAAGAAAUCGUUCCAGAAGAUAAAGCAUGCAGAUUUGCUUGACCAAAAUAAUUCUGUGACAUUCAUUAAGAAAGACAAGAAAAGAAGGAUUUUUAUUUGUUAGAAUUAUUAUGAGAAAAGAACUUAUGCUACACAGGUUGAUAAAAUUUGGUUUCUUCAGAAAAAAUGCCUGCCACUACUAGAUAUCCAUCAACAUCACGUUUUUCGAAAACAUCUUCAGUAAAUGUUCAAACAAAAAAGAAAAAGAAAAAUUUGUCUAAGAAAAGCCCAAAUACAAUAAAAAGGCCAUUUAUUCCUCCUCCUGGAAAAACAAGUCCUGGUAGGCCCUUAGCUUGGGAAAGCCAAUCACACAGACUUGAAAUUAACCCUCCUGUGGCAACAACACGAUCGAUGAAUAUAGAUGAUCUAUCAUCAUCAGAGAACGAGGAAGUACACGGUUCAAAGAAACGAUUUGAAAGAAAUAUCGACGAACUUCUCAAAGAUGUGUCGCUUAAUGAACGCAGAUACAUGAACAUGAAGACUGACGAGCAGUUGAACGCAUCACGUCGAAUACUGGAAGAUCAACAAGAAGAAUUGCGAGCUUUUCAGAAUGAUUUAAAAGCGUCGAAACGUGAAUACUCAACUCUUCGACGAUCGUUUGAAAUAGUGAAUAGAGAGGCCGAACGAUUCAGAACCGAAGCGGAGCAUUUGGGGACGGAAAAAGAAACGUUACUAAAUAAGUUACUGCAAGUUGACCAAGAGGGACGAGAAGCGUCGAAAGAAGUAGCGAAGUUACGAGAUGCGUGCAGAAAACUAAAACAGGAUAACCGUUUUACUUCAUCAGAUGUCGACGCAUUGACACAGCAAAAAGAUAAGCUUCUCGAUAAGUUAGAAGAAUUCGAAGGGAGCAAUAAACGGUUGCGUCGCUUGCUUCGAGAAGCACAAAAACAUCAAGAGUCGAAUCAACAGAUGUCAGAUAAAUGUGAGAUAUUGAUGAGAAAACUGACGGAAGCGGAAGCCAAAAUACAGGACCAAUCGGCACAACUGGUUGAUCAAGACAAACAGAUCGAUACGCUCAUCGCACAACUAGAAGCUGAGAAACAUCAAGCUAAAACCUUUGACGAACUACACAAAACAAUGGAGGCUACUCAAGCGCACUUAAAAAAUGAAAUCAGAACUAAAGAAGCAGAAAAUAAUCGAUUGUCGGUGCAAUGUCGAAAGCUCGAAGAAUCCAGUAACGUUCAGUCGUUAGAAGUGGAACAUUUUCAGGGACUGCUUGCAGCGACACGCGAUAAAUCCAUGAAAGACAAGGAUGCGUUAAAGAAAGCCACACGAAUACAACGCGAACGUGCGCAGAAACAAGAAGAUGUCAACGAAGACAUGCAGAAACAAAUUUCCGCGUUACUGUCGCAACUCGAAAGCUCGAAAGUGUCGUUACAAAACUUAACUGAGGCGCACCUUAAAUUGAAACAGGAUAGCGAGUUCAUAGAAGAAGAAUCAAAACAGUUGCGAAAGAAUGUCAUGGAAAUAGGGAAUAUAAUGGAGCUCUCAGGAAAACACAUGAAGGCCGGACCAGCUCACGUAACAGAGAAACUUGUACCUAAGAUACGAAUAUUAAAAUCUAUAAAAACGGAAAAUGAGGGUUUAAAGGAAGAAUUAAAAGCACUGGAAGAAAACGCUUACAACUCCGAAAAAACAAUCACGACUAAGCUUCAUGCAGCCGAUGUUGAGCUUACACAGUUACGAGCCGCACUCGAGCAAUACGAAGGCCUCGCUGCAGACUACAAAAUGCAGUUGGAACGAUACAGAACGGAAAACGAUGAUCUUCGUGAAAAACUACAGAAACAAGAUCGAGAAUUGCAAACGAAAAUUCACGAGAGCAUGAUCGAAGUAAACGAGGUUCGUAGUACCCUUCAAAGUAAGUUACUUGAAUUGGAACCGUACCCUGAUCUAUUGAAGAGAGCUGAAAUUCGUCUGCAGGAUGCGCAAGAAAGAGCUUCUUCUGCUGAAAAAAGAGUCAAUGAGCAUGCGCACUUGUUAUCAGAGUUAACCCACAAGGUUGAAGUGCAGAGCGAACAGCUUGACCACCUUCGUGAAAAAUAUCGAAAUAAAAACGACGAAAAUAAAUUGCUCGACCAUCAGUUACAAGCGUUUGAGAAAAAACUACAAGAAACUGAUGGCUCGCAUCACGAAUUAAUUUUAUCACUCGGUCGAAAAGAUGAAGCGGUUCAAAGUUUGCAAGACCGAUUGGACGACCAAAGAGUGGAAAAUGAGCGACUUGUUCAACAACUAGAAGUAGCACUUCAUGACACAAAGAAGCAAGCUGAAUCACAACGUGAGAAGAGUCUGGCCAAGGAACGCUCUGCCCAAGCAAGAAUAAUGGAUUUAGAAGCUCAGCUCUCGAGAUCCACUCAAAAUACAGAAAUGUUGAAACGCAACAAGGAAGAGGCGGAACGAAAAUUUAAUUCGCGUCUGCAAGACAUGCGUGAUCGUCUUGAACAAGCCAACAGCACUACACGAAGCAUGCAAAACUACGUACAAUUUUUAAAGUCGACGUACGCCAAUGUCUUUUCCGACGAUAUUGAUGCCGUCCCGGCGUUGUAAUUUUGCCGCCUGUUGCUUGGAUUUCAUUGACAAUUUACACGUGGCUGUUGACUGUUGCAAGAAUGUAAUACGGCGGUUAUAUUUCCCGCACAUAUGUAAGUAGUUCGUAUAUAUUACUGUAUUUAUAUUUGUCAAAUAUAUAAGUAGAUUUUAAAAUAUACCCGCGAAAAACACGUAAAAGACAACUAUUUUUAUACUUUCGCGUAAUUACUACAGCUACAUUCUGUAUUCUAUAAUUAUACUGUUGCAAUAUUGCAGCGUUCCACGAUCUCGAACGUAUGCUUUCAAUUUUUAAUUGCUAGUCACUAUUCGUUCGCAUGCACUGAGGUGAAAUUUUUACACUGGGUAUAGUUUGAUUUGAAAUUAAGAAGGGUGUUUUUAAUUGUAUAUAUUUAUUUAGUCAAGUGUUUUAAUUGUUAUAAAAUAUUUUUUGAUGCUAAUAUUUGUAGUAUAAUAAAGAUGAAUGAAGUGUUCAAUCUCAA
Molecule: messenger RNA, 3094 nt
Organism: Hydractinia symbiolongicarpus
Lineage: Eukaryota; Metazoa; Cnidaria; Hydrozoa; Anthoathecata; Hydractiniidae
Product: outer dense fiber protein 2-like
Exons: 21
Coding region: 195-2612 (805 amino acids)
Biological process (GO): regulation of cilium assembly
Cellular component (GO): centrosome
Source: RefSeq, a predicted model, not a curated record